Messenger RNA from Fonsecaea multimorphosa CBS 102226, 1242 nucleotides. RefSeq lists its product as uncharacterized. The coding region runs from base 1 to 1242 and encodes 413 amino acids. NCBI's taxonomy places the organism in Eukaryota, Fungi, Ascomycota, Eurotiomycetes, Chaetothyriales, Herpotrichiellaceae. Gene Ontology annotation, molecular function: CAAX-protein geranylgeranyltransferase activity. Gene Ontology annotation, biological process: protein geranylgeranylation. The record is from RefSeq and is a predicted model, not a curated record. Gene Ontology annotation, cellular component: CAAX-protein geranylgeranyltransferase complex. The transcript has 5 exons.
AUGGCCUCCGAGGAGGAAUAUCUCUUUGAUAGGGAGCGCCAUUUGAAAUACUGGAAAAGGUGUGCACAAAUCCUGCCCGAGCCUUACACAUCAGGUGAAGCCAACCGAAUGAGUUUCGGCUUCUUUAUCGUGGCUGCGCUGGAUCUGCUGGGAGCACUCGACACCGUCAUCACGCCAGCCGAGAGACAGGGCUGGAUUGAGUGGAUCUACACCUGUCAAGUCCCUCACACAGGCGGCUUCCGGGGUUUCACGGGGACAAUGCUCGGGGGCCAGAGGAGUUACAACAACUGGCACUGGGAUCCGGCCAAUCUGCCAAACACCUACUUUGCACUGGCUACCUUGGUGAUUCUGGGAGAUGACCUUGCCAGGGUGAAGAGGAAAGAAUGCCUUGCCUGGGUGACAGGUCUACAACGACCGAAUGGCAGUUUCGGGGAGUUCCUCGGAGAGAAUGAUCAGGUCGAAGGGGCAGACGAUCCAAGACACUGCAUGUGCGCCGUUGGUAUCAUGAAAAUACUACAGGGCUAUGGGGAGCAAGCGGAGAGGUCGACUUUCGACGAAGCAGGCUUGCAGAGAUAUAUUGCCAAUUGUCAGUCUCAUGAGGGUGGGAUUGGUCAAGCUCCUCUUCUCGAAGCUCAUUCCGGGCUGAAUUACUGUGGCAUCGCAACACUCUCAUUUCUCGGGCUGCUUCACAAACCCGCGAUAUCCGUGCAGGAGAUGGCGGAACGAGCCAACGUCGACACAUCAAUCUGUACCAGAUGGAUGCUGGAUCGACAAACAACAUGGAUAGAAGACGACGAGGACGAAGAUGAAGGCGAAGACAGCCAGCCUGGAGAUCGAGCCGAUACCGGGAACGACCACGGAGCUUACCCAUCGUCCUCUGACCUGUCCAGUCUGCAGACCAGCUUGGUCAUGCCGAAGGCGAUUGCUGGAUUUUGCGGCCGCUGUGGGAAGAUCGCAGAUACCUGUUAUUGCUUUUGGAACGUGGGAGCUCUUGCAAUCCUGCAACAGCACCAUCUUGUUGAAGUCGACUCGUUAAGGCGAUAUCUUCUGGGAAAGGUCACCCACAUGAUCGGCGGAUUUGCGAAGGGCCCUGGCGAACUUCCGGAUCUCCUGCACUCAUAUCUUGGGCUCGCAACACUGGCAAUAUACAACGAGCCCGGUUUGAAGGAGCUGGAUCCCACAUUCUGUAUCAGCAAGGAUGCUGUACAAAGGUUGACGAAGAUAGUACGGUGGCAAAGCUAG